Mercenaria mercenaria is the source of this 3837-nucleotide messenger RNA. RefSeq lists its product as uncharacterized. Lineage: Eukaryota; Metazoa; Mollusca; Bivalvia; Venerida; Veneridae. The record is from RefSeq and is a predicted model, not a curated record. The transcript is spliced from 5 exons. The coding region runs from base 120 to 587 and encodes 155 amino acids.
GGUCUUGAUCAUACAGGCAAGGUGCACUGCAGCCUAGAGACAGCCAUUUGCUGAGCUCUACACCAACACACAGUAGCCGUCAAGCAACAGCCGCAAAUGAGAAGAGAGAGGCAUUUCCGAUGUCUGAAGCAAAAUUCCAGAAAAAAGUUCUACAUUUGUUGGCUGAGAUGAGAAACGAUAUCUCUGACUUAAAAGGCAGGCGUCGACAAAAUGAAGCUGGAGAUGAUGAUGACCUUAUUUCCCAGUCUCAGACACUUGAUGACUUCUCGGUUCUGGAAAACUCGAUAAGAAGUCCAGAGGAGAGAAGACAUUUGAUACAGAAACUAUCAUUGGUCGGAGGAAUUAAUGUUAAAGACAAUGUUAAACGUAUUCUUGAGAAACUGAUGUCUAAUGAAUUGAUGUCGAAAUUCAACAUGAAAGGCAAUCGUCAGAAGAUGGCUUUUGAAAAAACUGGAUUGAUUAAAGUUGUACAAGCAAGUGCUAUGAAGACGUUCGCAACCACUGAGCAGGAUGUAAAUGUAGCCGUGGCAGGUUGCCUGAAGUAUGCUCCAGACAGACGUGGCGGUACUGGAAGGGUCAAGUGUUGAAUCAAACCAGAGAACAAGCUGAUCAUGAUAUGGAUGAUAACUCUUUCUUUCAUGUUUAAAUUCAUUUAGAUCAACUUGUCAAGCAGGCGUCUUGUGGAGGUGUUGCUGAAAACGCCAAUUUAAACCUACUGUAGAGACAUUUCAGGAGAUAUUUAUGUCUUUAUAUUGAUUCUGUGAAUUCUUUCGAAUAGCUUUUUGACUAACAGAACGUCUUAUGUAAAACAUCCUCAUUUUUCAUUGUAAUAUUUUAUCGAUGUCUAGGAAACCCACACAAGCUUGAUUAUAUAUAAACGUAUUUGCCCGUCCGCUUUGCUAUUAGGGAGAGCGUUGGUUUACAGAUUGCAAGGUCGUGAGUUUGAUCUCGAGCAGGACAUGUUAUCCAUGACAAUUCGAUAAAAGACACUGUGUCUGAAAUCAAUCUUCCUCCUCUGCCUCUGAAAAUUCAUGUGGAAGUUGUCAGUUACUUGCGGGGAACAGGUUUAAACUGGUACAGAAUCCAGGAACACUGGUUAGGUUAACUGCCCUUGCUGCCAUUACAUAACUGACUGUUGAAGAAUGGUGUUAAACAGGAAACAAACAAGAACUUACUUAGAGCUUUUAUCCAAAUAUAUCUAGUAAUGACUUGUUACUGUGAAAUUACAAAUUCAUUGUUGUUCAGUUUUGUUACUUGAAUGUAUAUAUAUAUAUUAAUGUAAAAAUAGAACCGAAUUAAGUUUUUAUGUGCACUACUUAAGAACUUUGUCAGUUCAGGAAUAUUUAAAUGAAAAUAUUCAGGCAAUACAUUACAUAUUUUUACUGCUUGUUCAUUUUUAGCUCGACUAUUCAAAGAAUAAGUAGAGCUAUUCUACUCACCACGGCGUCACACCUUGGUUAAGUUUUUCGUACCAGUCCACAUUUUGACAAAGUCUUUUGAGAUAAAGCUUUGAAACUUUCAACACUUGUUUACCAUCAUCAUGGCCAGUUAUAGGCAAGAGCACAUAACUCCAUCAAGGUUUUUGGCUGAAUUAUGGCCCCUUUUGACUUAGAAAUCAUGGUUAAGUUUUUCGUACCAGUUCAUAUUUUUUGUAAAGUGUUUGACAUAUGGCUUCGAAACUUUUAUCACUUGUUUAGUAUAAUAGUGUCUGUCUGUAAGAAAGAGUACAUAACUCUGUCCUCUAUUUUGGCUGAAUUUUGGCCCUUUUUGGACUUAAAUUGGUUCUGUUUUCAUACAAGUCCAUGUUUUGUUAAAACUAUUUGACAUAUGGCUUUUAAACUUUGAACACUUGUUUAUCAUUAUGAUUUCCAUCUGUAGGCAGGAGUACAUAACUAUUUUGACUGAAUUAUGGCCCUUUUUGGACUUUGAAAUUAGCUCAUACAUUGCCAUUUAGUGCAAGACUUAUCGAAAUCAAAGAAAUACAGGAACAUUGUUCGUCUAAUCUAUUUAUUUCUUUUGUCUGAAUAUCCGUGGAAAUAUUUUGACCCCAUUCUUCAAUCAAUGCUUCGAAUAGUCAAGCGCGCUGUUUGUUAGUAUAAUUAUUAAUCCGUUGACCAUUUUAAAUUUAAGGUAGAGAAUGUGAACAGCUAUUAAAAGUUGCACAAAAUAUUUAGUGAAACAUAAGAAUUAGCUUUUCCAGAUUCUGCAGAUAAAUCCAGGUUCAUUUAAAGUGGCCAAUAGUUCAUAUAUGUCUGUAUAUAGUUGUUAGAAAUUUAGGGAUCAAAUUUUUGUUUACUAAGUUGCAUAUAUAUUGCUUAAAAUUUGUUCAAUUUUCAUCCAGUCAUAAAUAUAUAUACAUAUGUAGUUAAAACUAUCAUCUGGCAAUUUCAACUUUUAAUUGUUGCAAACUGGCAAGCUAAUCAAUAAUUAUAAGAUUUUUAUGUACAUAAAUCAUUGCGUAAAUAAGUGGGUUCAUAGUUUGUACCAAAGUACUUAUGAUAGCUCUGUAUUCAACAAAAGAAAAAGAAAAAAAAAAUAUGAAGAAAAUUUAAAUUGAAUUUCUAAUGUUUUCAAAAUAAUUGUCCUGUUUUGUCGGCUGUAUUUAUGGCGCUGUAUUUAUAUAGUUUGCAUCUUGAUGACGAGUUCUGUUUUUCGUUUUGAGUGAUAACUUUUUAUUGAGAUAUGUUUAAUGUGACUUUGAAAAAAAUGUAUAAAGUAUUUUUUGUUUGCAGUACAUCUUAUAUUAAAUUGUCUAGGUAUAUGUAUGAUACAUUUUCUGAUUAUAUUAGUGGACCCAAGAGUUGAGAAAACAGUAUUAAUAGGCGAGGGCAAAUACAGUUUCAAGCACAUAUAUUUUGACCAAGAAGUGUUUUACAGUAAAAUUAAUGUUGGCAAUUUUUCUUGCAAGUUUCUGCUUUAUAUCCAGGAAAUCUGAUAGUAAUGUGAUGAAAAUAGACAAAUUUUCAUAGAGCUCCAACUCUAGACUGGCUUUAUAUUUAAAUGUAUAUAGGUCUAUAAAUUUUGCAUCAAAGUAUUAAUCUUACCAGUAUUAACAUUCGGUGUCUUUAUGUUGCAUUGGUAAAAUUUCGUGAAUUCUUAUCAGUACUUUGAUUGUCUUACUUGUUUUAUUUUUGCUUUAUGAACAUUUGAUAUUUCAUUUUCAACCCUCAGCUUAGCUACAACUUUGAUAAGCUUGUGUUCAUUAUUCCAUUCUUUGUACAGUUGAAUUCGAAACAUGUUUAUUUUGAAACUUCUUGUUUUGUUUCACAUUUUUGUGAUAUUUGACAAGACUGCAUGCAGUUCGUGUGUGCAUGUACAGUCGGUUUAUAUAGUCCUGAUUGUCAAGAUAAUUAUGUAUGUACAUGUAGAAUUGCACCUGCAUGGGAUCUACUUUUACUUUAACAAAUUUUAAGUAUUAAGAGCAAUAAAUUCCAAAGGCAUGACAAAAUAAAAAUAAUGAUUGCUCCUUAGGUAUGUAAAAAUUGUAUAUGUCACGGUUAUAUUUUAUAUGCUCAGUACAUCUAAAGAGCAACGUUUUUACCUUCGAUUUCUUUCAUACUUUCCUUGUACAUGUAUAUUCGAAUUUUAUAUAGUAGUAUUGUAAAAAUGUUUAUAAACCUUACCUUCAUAAAAAAAACAACAACAACAAAAAACAGUCAAGUAAGUGUAGUUUAUAUAUCUAUUAAUUAUCACGUUAAAAAGUUACUGACUAAAGUCCAAUUAAGUGUUGCAUUUUUAGAUGUACUAAAUGAGCCUUAAAAUAGUUUCACCUGUAUAUAUUUGUUUCUGUUUCACAAAUUGUCUAAAUAAAACCAUUGUUUAAAAAUAAUUCAGUGU